AUGGCAUUAAAGGAGAGUGCGUACAUCUUCUACACAUUCACCAAUUGCAUUAGUGACCUGGAAUUCCUGCAAAUAACCUGUAAUGAGUUUGGACUGUAUUUAUAUGUUGAAGAAAAUAGAAAAACCGCAAAUUACAUGAUAAGUGGAAAGACAUUCGUAAUUGAUAUUUUCUAUGAACGGGAAGAAGAAACCUGCACAGAAGAGGGAGAAGAUGCCCAGAGUAUUGGAAGUAGCGUCAUGCAGAUAGGAAAGGAGCAGGUUGAGGCGGCUUUUCAGAGAAUAAAGAAAGUAGGAAUAUCCCUAUUAGAGGAGGAAUGGUCAUCAUACUUUAAACUAUGUACAUUUUCAUUUAUGUUCCAUUUAAAGAACAAAGACUAUUAUAAUGCGUACCGCCUAAUAAGUAGUAUAAUAAAAUAUGAUAGUGAAGAGGAAAAUGCCGGGUUUUCAGAAAUUAUAAGAAAAUUAAAGUUAAUUGAGAGUACGCAGUGCGGGCCAUUAGACUAUUCAUUUCUGCACCAUGUACCGCUUGUUCAUCAUAAAAUAGAUAGUGAAAGCAAGCUAAAUAAUUCCUUAGGAAUAUUUUCUUGCAUAAAUGAAUCUGGUAGGGAGAAUCUCUAUAAUAUCACAGACAUAAAGAAUAUACCAUUGAUAGAUGUACUGGUUGAUGUAAUUAUUGAGAUGUUUAUAUAUGGGAUUGAAAUAUCAAUAGAGAAGAGAGUUAUUAUAUCCGCAUGUAUAAAUAAAGAGAAGUGCUGCAUUGAGGUAGAUGGACGAGGCCAGGUUAUAGUGAAUGGCGUGGUUGAUAGGUACAGAACCCUUCUUUUCAAAAGAACAAGUUCGUUAUACCACGUAAUAUGUGAGACUGGAGUAGAAGUCGCGCACACUGUGUAAAUAAUAAAUGUCUGGUGUAGACACGAUUAGAGAAGAGGAUAGAUAAGUAUAUAGAUGCAAUUUGAGGUUGGAU
Nematocida parisii ERTm1 is the source of this 964-nucleotide messenger RNA. RefSeq lists its product as uncharacterized. NCBI's taxonomy places the organism in Eukaryota, Fungi, Microsporidia. The record is from RefSeq and is a predicted model, not a curated record. The transcript has a single exon. Bases 1 to 891 code for a protein of 296 amino acids.